UUGAUCAUUUUGGCACAAAUCUAACUCCAUAUAUUCCGGGUAUUGGACUGUAGUGGAAACAACCUUUAUUAUGUGAGCAGCUCCUUUAACUGGAGGAGGAGUCUGAGCUGCUUCUCUUCCUGUCACAUCAAGGAGGCGUUCCUUGUCCAAUGUGCCGUUUGCAGUGAUAGUGUCCUCUGGUCCUCUGCAUUGGACACAGUUUGGUACGACAAGUUGUUGCUGUAUCGGGGAACUCGCUUGUUACAAAUAAUGUCGGACUCCAUUAAAAACGUCGCGAUAUUUGGAGUCACGGGAAUGACCGGACUGGCAACCCUCCCGCUGGCGGUGGCAGCAGGUUACAGUGUGACGGUGCUGGUGCGGGACCCUGCCAAGCUGCCUGCGGACCACAAGGCGUCCAGAGUCGUGGUGGGAGACGUUCUCAGCAAAGAGGAUGUGAAGAAGACCAUGGAAGGUCAGGAUGCUGUGAUCAUCAUCCUGGGCACCAGGAACGACCUCAGCCCGACCACCAUGAUGUCUGAAGGCACCAGGAACAUCAUUGAAGCCAUGAAGGCUCGUGGGAUCAGGAAAGUGAUCGGCUGCAUGUCAGCCUUCCUGCUGUGGGAUCGCUCUAAAGUCCCGCCCCGUCUGGUUCCUGUGACCGAGGACCACGACAGGAUGUACACGCUGCUGAAAACCUCUGAGCUGGACUACGUGGCCGUCAUGCCUCCUCACAUCGGUGGCGACCUUCCUCUGACUGAAACUUACAGCACGGCGGAGAACAUGCUAAAAGGAAGAGCCAUCUCUAAACACGACCUGGGACACUUCUUCGUCAAGUGUCUGUCCACCUCAGAGUGGGACAGCAAGACAGUGGGAGUGUGGGGAGAGUAUAAAUAAUAGUCGACAACACACCUCUGAUGGUUUUAAAUCUCCUCCUAAACUAAAUUUCCUUUGAAAACACGCUAAAGAGGAAAUAUUUGCUGGGACUUGGGAGAUAAAUAAAGAAGGUUUAGGUUAAGGUUUGUGACAUUUUUAACUACAAGUCUUGUGAUAAACCACUAAUGUUCACAUUUAUGAUCACAACUGAGCCGCUUUUGCUAUGCGUUGUUAUAUUUC
This is a messenger RNA of Centropristis striata (black sea bass), 1092 nucleotides long. It is a transcript of the gene blvrb, whose product is annotated as biliverdin reductase B. Bases 250 to 873 code for a protein of 207 amino acids. The transcript has 5 exons. The record is from RefSeq and is a predicted model, not a curated record. Lineage: Eukaryota; Metazoa; Chordata; Actinopteri; Perciformes; Serranidae.